Messenger RNA from Suillus subalutaceus, 382 nucleotides. RefSeq lists its product as uncharacterized. The record is from RefSeq and is a predicted model, not a curated record. Lineage: Eukaryota; Fungi; Basidiomycota; Agaricomycetes; Boletales; Suillaceae. The transcript has a single exon. Bases 33 to 311 code for a protein of 92 amino acids.
CGCGGUUUCCUUCGUACUCGCCUGCAACUAGCAUGGGAAUGGAUAUUAGAAGUGGUAUGUCCAGUCUUUUUUCAGUAGCGCUUAUACUGUUUGGUUUUACAGAUCACAUCAUACCGCACAACGAUGCACUUGGAAUGAGAAUAAGUACCUACACCACGAAUGUUCGACGUUCAACAACCUCAUCAUUGACCACCACCUUAACUGCACCACUCCCUACAAGUCCUUCCUUGUCAUUUGACCAGUCAACUCCGACUUUCAUGCUAGAAGAGAAAGUGCAACAUGAUUUAAAAGGGACAGUACAUCAUCUCUAAGUAGCCUACAUGCACCUGAAAUUUUUCGAGGUGAUUCAAGCAGCGCAUUGAGGUGUUUUGAACUUUUUGCA